UCACAUCUAAAGAGAUGAAUGUUCCAGGUGGUUCUCCGAGGUUGGUUCCAGGCUCAUCACCAGUUCUAGAUGAGGCUCUCAGGAGACGACAGCAGUACUUUGAAUCCAAAUCUGUUUUACACAGAGUCAUAUUUCUCCUUCUACUCUGCUCUGGAACUAUUUUGGAUCUGAAGUACUCCGUUCUGGUUAGGUUUCUUAAUCUUCAGCAGUCCUUCUCUGUCCUUCUCUUCCUGUUGGAGACAAUACUUUCUGUUUUCUCCUUCACAAACCUUCUCUGCCUGGGAUGGAGAUGGAUGUCUCCGCUCUACUCAACCCCUCUCCAACUCUCAGAUAAACAGUUCAGACUGUUAAGACUCCAACAAGAAACUCCAGGGUUUGCUCGGAGCCCGGAGAAAGAAGAGAAGUAUCCGAACCCGUUUACUCCUCUGCCAGGUUCUCUGAUCUCUUCUCCUAAACCGUCUAAACCGUCCCCUGCAUCUCCAGCCCAUAGUUCUACCCCGAUCAAUACAUCUGUGACGAGCUGGUUAUCCUCCAGUGGUAAUUCACCCAGCUCACCGGUUUCUCCGAGUAACACGUCCUUGAACACUUCUAAUCUAAGACGAGAUCAUUACUCCGGGUAUGAUUCUCCGAUCACGGAUGAGAACCAGCUUUCUGAGUAUCUAAGUGACUACUCUGCCUGGGAGACAAGUAUGACGGAUCGGUUGGACGACAGCGGGAGCGUAGCAAGUCAAAGUAUUUUCUUCUGGCGGGCCGGAACUAGAACUGAACCACAGCCUUGCAGGAGAACGGUUUAUCAGCUCUCUAGUCCCCCGACUAAGCUGACCAGUGCUGGCCACGACUCCCCAGCUGACAAGGCCCAGACGGAGAUCCUUUCCCAGAGGUUAGGUGUGGACCCAAUGAGGUUGGUUGCGUGGAAUGAGAACCUCAGGAUCUGGAUCACGCAGACUAUCCUUAAACCUCUGGUAUCUGAGCUGGAGACGGUCAAUUUGUCUCUUCCUAAGAAUGGAGUAUCAGAUUGUAAGAUCGGAGAAUCUCCUCUAGACAGAUUGCGUAAGGUUGCAGCUCUCCCCCAGGUUUCCUCGAAUCUACCAACUCUGUGUUCUCUGCUACCCUUCCUAGAGGUUUCAGCAGACCAGGAGUAUCUUGUCUCAAGGAUCAAGGAGUUGAGUGGGACUGGAGCUCUCUCUAGGUACCGUUGGAACUCUGGAGGUACGCAUAAGGGACAACAAUGGACGGAAAAGCUACCGACCGAUAGUGAGCUGUUGGUUCAUCUGCUGGCUUCCUACCUGGAUAGUAGACUGGUCGCAUCAAGUAGAACCAGACUAGCGGACACUCAGGAGUCAAUGCCAUUCUCACAUUCACAUUUCUUCAAGUUUGGAGAGAAGGUUGAAAGCUGUGAAAAAGAUCUGUUGGCGAUUGUUCAGAUUCAAGCUAGGCCUCCUCAUUAUGUAGUUCAGGUUGGAGAUAAGCAGCUGGAUGUUGGAUCUGGAAGAAAUAAUAUGCUCCAUACUCUUCUCCUCUUCUUGCACAAGAUCAGAGAAGAGAGAGGAGGAAUGUUAGGCCAGGUCAAUCUUGGUCUAUCAGGGCUUAAUAUACUCUGGGUAUUAGACUAAACUAGACCGAAGGCCGGACCCUGGAGGAUCAAAUCAUUAAAUUCUGGUUAACCUCCGUCAUAGGACUAGAUUUACCCUAGGUACUAGACUGAACUAGACCAAUGGGGCCCUGGAUCAUGCAUAAUGCAUGGAACCAAGCAUUAUUUUGAGUUAUGGUUAACCUCAAGCAUAAGACUAUCUUCAUACUAAGUACUGGAUUAACCCAGAUCGAAGGGGCCCUGGACUAUAUAAUCAUAGAACCUAGUAGUAUUAGAGUAAACAAGGCUAUGGGUCCUGAACCUACCAAAAAUAAAUCCUUUUAUUUUUUGACCCGAGGUCUAAAUGUACAUUAUUAUAAUGGAUUCUUGUGAUCCUGAGUCACGAAAUUGUCUAAAGUCUAAAUGUGUUUUGUACAGUGUACAUAGAAAUGUACAUAAAAAUGUACAUAGAAAUGUACAUAGAAACGUACAUAGAAAUGUACAUAGAAAUGUACAUAGAAAUGUACAUAGAAAUGUACAUAGAAACGUACAUAGAAAUGACUAGUUGACACUUUUUUGAAAAUUAUUUUCUCAUGAACAUUUUUCAAUAUCUUUUCAUCAAUAAACAGACCCUUAUCUAAAAUUUGGAGCCUUUGCUCAUUUUGAUCUUUGUCAAUUAUAGAACGGACUCUAAUCUAAUAGUACUUGGUUCUACAUUAUUUGGGGCCAUUUAUAGAAGAUGUUGCUUAGUUUAUAAAGGGGCAAUGGCAUUAUUACGUAAUAAACGGUCCCUUGUCUACUAGACAUUGGUCUGUUAGAUAUCUGGCACUGCAGCAUAGCACCCAAGUGUAUUACAAUUUCAGUGACCCUAAAAUUAAAACUACUUGUUUAUAAUUAAGUAAAUUGUCUUAAAAUUCCAACAGAUUUACGGCUGUGUAUAAUCCUAGUAUUUUCAGUAUAAACAGUUCAUUCAAUGUUGGCAUUAUUGUUAAUCAUUGCUUGGUUGCUGAUCAGCAACCAAAAAAUUGAAUGCAAAAAUAAAUAUAUUUUUUUC
Molecule: messenger RNA, 2624 nt
Organism: Eurytemora carolleeae
Lineage: Eukaryota; Metazoa; Arthropoda; Copepoda; Calanoida; Temoridae
Product: transmembrane protein 209
Exons: 10
Coding region: 15-1613 (532 amino acids)
Cellular component (GO): membrane
Source: RefSeq, a predicted model, not a curated record